Messenger RNA from Homarus americanus (American lobster), 2854 nucleotides. RefSeq lists its product as uncharacterized. NCBI's taxonomy places the organism in Eukaryota, Metazoa, Arthropoda, Malacostraca, Decapoda, Nephropidae. The coding region runs from base 92 to 1924 and encodes 610 amino acids. The record is from RefSeq and is a predicted model, not a curated record. The transcript has 11 exons.
GCCCCCUCCGCCACACCCAAUGACCAGUACACGGGCUCACCAAGCUUGAAAAAUAUGUUCUCUUGUGCUUGAUCUUAUACUCGCGACAAAAAUGAAGUUAUUACCGAGAUUUCUAGUGCUUCUUGUGCUGCUGGCGUGUAUAACUGUGAGAGAGAUCCAGGGAAACUGUGUGAUUCCCUUUUUGCUCCGUGGGUCUUGGUUCAGCUUCGAGAAGGGCACCAACACCAUCACGGAGAUCGAUGGCACCAGCAUGUCUGACCACGGAACCUGCGUGGCCCUGAAGGUCUACAGAUAUGACUAUAAGGCUUUCCUCUUCCGCCGGGACGAGUGUUACUACUGCGUCAGGUUUCACAUUCGCACCGUCAAUGUACUACAGAAGAGUGGAACUGGUUGUUACACCUUCAAGGAAAACUACAAGCCGUCUCUGGAGGAGGUGUGUGCUGAGCUGGACAGGAACCAGGGUUUGGUCACCAUGUUUAAUGAGAAUUAUGUCCCCAAGAACUGUCGCUCGGCCAUAGAGGGUGUAUGGCACUUCGCAUACCAGAACAGAUUUAGUUUCACAGGAGAAUGUAACCAUCCUGGGGCGAAGAUUCAGUCGUGUCAGGAACCUGGUAACCAGUUUCUCAUCGCUAAUCAGAAGUUCAACAUCAGUUAUAAGAAGUGUGAAGGGAUUAAGGAGUCAUUUGGUGGCACCAAGGAGUUCUCGUGCCUGGGUGACUGGUUUAUAGAGAAGAACCACUUCUUUGCCGUGGCCAACACCAAGGAGUCGAGGAAGGACGAGAAGUAUCGAUGCUUUGUCAGGAACAGGGACGAUGACCUGUACAUGGGCCACUCCAUCACCCCGGAGUGUUCUGUGCUCAAGACACCAGAGAACAGUCCAUUUAGGUUUCGCAUGACCCCUGUCAAGCUGGAGACGGUGAACCCUGGGUGUCUCCUGCCGAAGAACUUCAGCGGGGAGUGGGUCAACACGGCUCACACGGAGGCCGACGUCUUCAUCAACCAGACCCACAUCAUCGAGACAACUUACCCUGACGAAGGCCGCUUCAGGAAGACCAUCUACGUGUGCAAGGAACAGCGAGACAACCGAUACAUGAUGGCUAGGCUGAACAUUGACGGCUGUCAGAAGGAUUACGUGUGCUUCGAGUUCGUACCUCGUCACCACAGCAUCAUCAGGUUCAGGAAGGGUUUAGAAAUGAUCCUGGAGGACUUCUCGACUGUCUGCUCCUAUAUACAGUUCAAGAGUGGCCGGGAGUGGAACUACGACUUGAUGUUAGCUAAAGACCCGGUUCCCGUCAAGUGCCCUGUAGCGGGUAAAUUUAACUUUACGCAGAAGGGAGAACUCCGCUUCGAAACUAGGAUCCUUGGGGGUGUGACCAAGUCUCCCUGGGACCACAUCUACUGCAGGGAGAAUAUCUCGGACCUGUCUGUGUGCGACCGUGACCAGAAGGAGAUUUGGAUUGACGCUCAUUACUGUAUCAGCGUGGAUGCUUACGGCAGACACACCGAUAUUUAUACUGACCCGGACUACAAGCUCAAGUGUGUAGGCUACUGGAAGGAAAAUCUCCAGUCAUACCUCAUCACAUAUGACGAACUUGACCCGUAUUCCAAGUACAGGUGUUGGGUAUACCAGAGGGCUGACUUGAACAAGAUAUUGAUGUCACAGAGCGUAGGGCCCUUCUGUAACUUAAAACAGACGGUCCUUGGUACAGGAAAUGGCGCUGCUGUCACGCUCAACAUGGUCGAAUAUGAAAGAGAACACGACCGCUGUCCCAUGCAUUUUGACGAUGGCUCCAACCCCUGGAAGGAGGCUGGCGCUAACGUACACGUCUUCCAUUUCACGGGCGGCACAAAAUAUUUCAGCCCCUCAGUUCUUACCAUCCUCAUCGCCUUCGUCAUCAGCUGGCUACUCUCCAGGAAGACUUGAAGAUUACAAAACUACACGAAAUAGAAGAAAGAAAGAAAAUAUAUGAUGAAUGAAGGAUAAAUUAUGUCUUAGUAAUUAUUCCAAACUGAAGAGAGAAAUAAAAAAAUAUGUUAAAAUCCAGUUGAAGUUUAUUCAAGUACGUUAUAUAGAAGUGGUUCAAUCCAGAUGGAAAAAAAGAAGUGGAUACGAACUUAAAUCUUCGUGUACAAACUAAACUGUGAAUCACUCUGCCAUACGACCACAACAGUUAACUCUACUGUUAUGAAAUAUAAAACCCCAUUACCACUGCCUAUACCAUAUAACCAUCCCCUGUGAACCAUAUUAACACGACGGUGAAUCUUGAAGAAUAGUGAACCAUACUGCCACAACUAUGAACCAUCCUAACACAACAAUGCCCAUCCUACGACAACUAUGAACCAUCCUACGACAUCUAUGAACCAUCCUACCACAAGUAUGAACCACCUUACUACCAUACUACGAGAACUGAAGGCCUAACACACACACACACACACACACUGCUCAUGGCCGGGAUUGUACAGAUAAAAUGAAUUAAAACCAUAACCUAUGUGAUGUGUUGGCACAGAUUAAACCAAUAUUAUUUGAUCAAGUAUUACUGUAUAGUUUUGACCUGUUGUGUGCAUUAGUGGUUGUUGCUGGUGUAUACAGACUUGGUUAAUAACUGUAGAGUGUAUAGUGGGUGUUGUGUUUUUUAUCCCACGAGGGGAAUAGGUUGAAAUUACUGAUGCCAAAAGGCUGAUUGGUUUCGUCUCAAUUGGUGAUUAUCUAUGUUGUUUAUAUAAUUAAUGAAUGAGUUAUGAUGACCUAAUACAACUUGUACAAUACCAGUGUGUCUUGUCUGCCUGUCUGCCAUAUCCCCCUUUCACUCCCAGACACACACACACGCCCCAUACACACACACACACGCCCCAU